Molecule: messenger RNA, 1663 nt
Organism: Theobroma cacao (cacao)
Lineage: Eukaryota; Viridiplantae; Streptophyta; Magnoliopsida; Malvales; Malvaceae
Product: zinc finger (MYND type) family protein / programmed cell death 2 C-terminal domain-containing protein
Cellular component (GO): cytoplasm
Source: RefSeq, a predicted model, not a curated record
UUACAAAUAAACGGUAUCUUAAUCUAAUAAUAAACCCUACUGUCUUUGUAAAACCCUUCUCCAAGACCCUCAUCCACCGAACACCUGAUCCCAAGUUUUUGGAAACAGUUUAUUUUUAUUUUUUUUUUGAGAUGGAUAUCGAUGGCAAGGAAGAUUCCAUCGAAGAGCUUAAGGGACUCCGAAUUACUCCCCUUGACGAUGACGACGAUGACGAUGAUGAAGAAAUUGCUGUAGAUGACGACGAAGACGACGAUGAAGAAGAAGAAGCUGUAAUUCUUGGGUUUGUAGAAAAGCCUCAACACAGUUGGUCAGUUCUCCGUCAACAGUUUCCAAGCAAAGCCGGAGGCGUCCCAGCAUGGUUGGAUGCAUAUAAUUUACCGUCAGGAAUGUCUUGUGUUUGUGAUAUAUGUGGACAACCCCUGCAAUUUGUACUUCAGGUUUAUGCUCCAUUAGUUGAAAAAGACUCGACCUUUCAUCGAACAUUAUUUGUAUUCAUGUGUUUAUCUAUGAAAUGUCUUCAACGAGAUCAACACGAACAAUGGAAGCGCCAUCCAGAGAAGCAAUCACGGAGUGUGAAGGUUUUCCGUUGCCAACUGCCUCGUGCUAAUACUUUUUAUUCAAAUGAACCCCCUAAAGGCAACGCAACUGACAAACCUUUAACCCCUGGAGCUCCACUUUGUAACUGGUGUGGCACCUGGAAAGGAGAUAAAUUCUGUAGUAGUUGCAAAAUAGCACGAUAUUGCUCACAAAAGCACCAGGCCAUGCACUGGCACUCAGGUCAUAAACUUGAAUGUCAACAAUUGAGACUUUCACCUCAGUCAUCUGACUGCAAUGCCUGUGAUGGUGGAAUUACUGAAAUUAGAGCGCAAAAAGUUGCUAGCAAGACUUUAUGGCCAGAGUAUGAGAUAAAAAAUGAGCAUGAAAGUGAUUAUGAUACAGAGAUGUCUGGAGAUGAUGGACAUACUAAUAAUUCAUUGGUAUCUAGGAACAGAAUCGAUGACUCAAUGAAGUCACUUAUGGACAAUUUUGAGGGAGAUGCUGACAAAAAGAGUUGGGCUUCCUUCCAAGAGCGGAUAGCAAAUUCCCCUGAACAAGUUUUGAGGUAUUGUAGGAGUGCUAGUUCUAAACCACUGUGGCCCAUGUCAGGUGGUCGCCCAUCUAAGGCUGAUAUUGCAAGAUGCAGCUACUGUGGUGGUCUCCUAUGUUUUGAAUUUCAGAUCUUGCCUCAGUUGCUUUAUUACUUUGGUGUGAAGGAUGAAGAUCAUUCUCUUGACUGGGCAACUAUCGUGGUGUAUACAUGUGAAGCCUCUUGUGAAGGAAUUGACUAUAGCUGCCUGUAUGGUUUGGGAUUGGAGUCCCAAGUGGCUUCAUCUAGCAGGGAACCCAUACUGCCUCAGAGUUGAGGCAUCACACCAAACUCGAAACUGUGGCCAAGCUUUAUUUUCCCAACUAAUACAUUGCUGGUACAGACAGAAUUAUAACUGCAAUUUUGAUCUUCGGUUGAUUGAAAGAUUAAUGGGUGAUUUUCAUGUCAGUAUGAAUAAAUCAGAGCACUUUCAUGUCAAUGUAAAGUGUCAUAAAUCAUCCUUAACAACUGUUGAAAAUAAAACUGUAUGGCGGACAAUAAAAUGUUCAUAUGGAAUCAUGAGGCAAGAAUGGUUAG